AUGUCCGGCGAUGUCGGCUCUUCACAAAGUGACCAAUGGUCUCUAGCAAGUGCCUCAACCAAAUUGAAUUGCACACUAGAAAGCGAUGCAUCAACCAUAAUUCCGCAUUCUCAAAAGUCAUCAAGAUCACGAUCGCAGACCUUAAUAUUCUCCCGCUUAGCGCCGCUAAGAGUAAACAUGCGAAUAUCCGCAAAACAUCACGAAAAUAACCCACUUUAUUUCAUACAUGUCGGAGGAAUGCUGGGCGACCAUACGGAUAUAACGAUGUACAAAGGCAAUAAAAACGGCCAACAACUCGGAACCUGUCGAUUCAACAAAUUCCGAUCUUCGAAAAUCCACUUCAAGUUGAGCGCGGGUGAAAAAUCCGCUCUUGAUCUCGUCUCUCAACAUGGAUAUUAUCAAUGGUCCAUUCCUCGAACACUGGAAGCGAGUGACCGUAAGGAAGAUGUUGGGGAAAUAUUCUUCCUCUGGAGAAGAUCGCUGGAUCUAGAUCGGGAUACACGAAAUGCAGAUGCUCUCAAUUUAGAGUUGUGUAGCCCUGAUCCUUAUGAAGUGCAUGCUACAUAUGCGGGUGCAUUACCGGGAAGUGGAAAAGGGGGUGUACUUGAGAUCAAGGAUGACUUGGGGGAGGACUUUAAGGUUAUGGCCGUUCUGACACUUUCCGUAUUGGUGGAAAAGGCGAGGCAGAAACGAGAUCGGAACGGGGAUAAUACUGCUCGCUUGAUGGCUUUUGGGUAA
Molecule: messenger RNA, 738 nt
Organism: Penicillium manginii
Lineage: Eukaryota; Fungi; Ascomycota; Eurotiomycetes; Eurotiales; Aspergillaceae
Exons: 1
Coding region: 1-738 (245 amino acids)
Source: RefSeq, a predicted model, not a curated record